This is a messenger RNA of Symbiodinium necroappetens, 288 nucleotides long. NCBI's taxonomy places the organism in Eukaryota, Dinophyceae, Suessiales, Symbiodiniaceae. The record is from the annotation of a GenBank genome assembly.
AUGAGCCACACGAAAAGCCAGGAGAACGAUGAGCUGACAUGUGACGAGAAGAUUGUAUUCGUCAUGGAUGCAUUGAAAAGCGGCGCAAAGAAGCGCAAAAUUUCGAAGGCCCGCCCGCUUUCUUUCGGUGCACACAUGGAUCCGGCCAAAAUCCGUGCUCUUCGCCCUCCAUUCCAUGUGACAUGGCGUAUGAGGCUCACUCAUCAUCGUGUUCUCUCACCUGUGAGACCUGUGCUCCUUCAUGCCCAAGAAGUUCAGGUCACGCCGGGCGUGCUCCGACUUUUCUGA